Rodentolepis nana is the source of this 2250-nucleotide messenger RNA. The record is from the annotation of a GenBank genome assembly. Lineage: Eukaryota; Metazoa; Platyhelminthes; Cestoda; Cyclophyllidea; Hymenolepididae.
CGCUUACCAAGUGAAAUGGAAAUCUUUGAACCCAUCAAGAAUUUCAUUGAUCGACCGAAAUCUACAUUUUAUCCUGAAAUUAACCGUUCCCACCGUCCGCAUCUACGAGGUCUUUCACAGAGCUCUCACAAUCUCAGUGCAACUGGGGCCCCUGCUAACAGUAGUGGGAAAGGUCGAUCUAGGUCUCGUCUGCGUCUUCCCUUCUCUCGGGGAAAUUUAGCCUCAAAUGACGAAGAGAAUGUGCUAGAUGACAAGGACACCCUGUCCAAUCAAUUUGGUAUUUUCGGCCGGCUUCCGAAAGAGGCGUGGCCAGAUUGCAGGGUCUCAAUGUCUGUUAUGAGUCUCUUUGUGGUUGUCUUCUACAAGGGGAGUUUAACAGAAGGAAUUUUUCGAAAAUCUGUCCUAAUGUCUCAGCUACAAACAAUGAUUCAAAGAGUUGAUACGGAUGAAGAUCCGUUGACGAUUGAUGAAUGUUCUCCGCUGUGUGCUGCGAAUAUCCUAAAGAAAUACUUCAGUGAAAUACCAGGUCACCUUCUCAUUGAUGACAAAUGGGAUGAAUGGUGCAAGUUGAUAACCUUCAAAACCGAUGAAGAGAUUGCGAAUUAUGCUAAAAAAAUACUACGAGAACUUCCCGAUAUCAAUCAGUCUCUUCUUACCUUCCUACUUUUCACUCUCGCUCAAAUUCGAGUGAAUUCCGCCGUGAACAAGAUGUCUGUAGAGGCUCUCGCAACUGUGUGGGGACCGAAUCUUCUUGAACGCCCAAAUGCUGCUCCUUCUGUUGAAGAUAGCAACAUGUGCACCUCGAUAAUUUCCUGCCUUCUGGGUCCUUUCACUAAUAUCUGCGUGCUCGGUGAAUCCAGCACCGAUUUCCGUCAGAAACUGUCUGCUUUCUUUGAUGAAAUUUGGGGACAGAUGAUUCCUAAGGGGCCAAAUGGGGAGAGUGCCUCCAAACCGCCUCCUGAGGGUAUUAGUAUCUUAGAGCUUCCAGAGGCAAAAACAGAGAGGAGCACGCCAACAGAGAACCCACCAAUAGAAAGUCCAAAGUUGGUAGAACCACUCCAGGCGAAAGAGAAACGUAGUUCUUGGUUGGUCCAUUCUCACAGUGUCGAAGAGCCGGUGGAAGUCGUAAGUAAUUUCAGACGGUACUUACGAACCAUCAAAAAGGACUCAAAGUCUUCAAGCAGUCAAGAGAGUUCUGAUCUUCCACCACCAAUUCCACCACGAAAUCGUCGAAAGAGCACCUCUUGCUCACCGGGCCUUCCUGUCACAAGUAUCACGCCCAACCCAGGUGACUCAGAUAUCCCUCCACCACUGCCAGCUCGGGCAUACACCAGUCCUCAAACCUUAUUCCUCUCUCCUCGUGAAAAUCGAAGGAAGUGCAGUAUGAACAACAAGGACACUGUUUCAUUAACUGGUACUACCGUGGUUGAUCGUAGACGAAGUUUCUCACGACGGAGGCACCCAUCUCGAAGUCCAGUUCGAUCUUGCACUAUCGAUAUAGGUUUGAGUCCAAAUGACCGACGAGGUUACAUGAUUGGCGACAGUUUUGAGGACUACGAUAGUUUGAGCCUAGUAGCACCAUCCAAAUCUAAACUUAAAUCUGUUGAAACUACCACUAAUAUCCCUACGAUUCAGCGAUCGACUAGUGAUGUAGAUGCAAAUCUGCAAAAUAAACAGAUAAUAACGAGGAAAAGGGUGGAUGAUUUAAAAGAUUUUCCCACAUUCCAUGAGAACAAUAUUAAUUCUGAUGGGACCGACUACCCGUGGAAUACUGUGUCUGCUCGAAGAACUAGUUCAAGAAACCAUCGAUGUGAAACACGUUGGACGUGUGGAUUCUAUGAAAUUCCCACUUUUGAUGCACCUGUGAAAUAUGAUAAGACAGAAGGUAUUUCAGCAAGUUCACGUAGAGUACAAUCUGAUGCGGUGAAAGAAAUCAAGCCUGCUCCAGUGCGGCAACGUCCAACAGCUAUUUAUCUAGAUGAAAAUGCUAAUGUCGUGUUCCCUGAUGUAAAAAAGAUUACUCCAGCCCAGGAGGUUCCAGUUGGAAUAUGCCGUCGAAUUAGUUCCAUCUACGAACAGAAGAAGAUGCAAUCAACUGACUGCGGGUGGCGAAAUCCGCCUCUUAGGAACAGUAUAAUGGGUACAGAUCAACUCAACUCCUCGUUUCAAGGUACUGGAACACAUUUGAGUCGAGGUAGUUCGCAUGCAUCUACAGGUUCAAGUACUUCCACAACUCUUGGUCCGAACUAA